AUGUCUGUUGCGUUGAAAGCCUUACGAGGCGCAAGGGCAGGACCUUCUACAGCAAUACGCCUACUAAGUCACCAAUCCAGAUCACGAUCAAAUACGUUAGCUUCACCAGCGCCAUCAUAUAGGAAUGGUUCAGGUAACCGAACGAGGGCGUACAUCGCCGGACUUGCAGUAAUCGGUGUUGCUGCUUGUGUAUCUACCACCAUUGACUGGUCGGAGAAAACACGGUCAUUAUCUACACAGCCACUCGCCAGCACGCCCAAGAUACAACACGACAUCACGGUAGCUAACAUUAGAGCUGCAACUGAAGAGUUUGCAGCGUUGUUAGGUGCCGAAAACGUAUCCACAGACCAAGCAGACCUCAUCAGCCAUUCCGGAUCGGACUACCAAUCUUAUGCUUGGACUGAAGAACAAGCCAUUUGUUCAAAUGUCAUUGUCUAUCCAGAAACAACUGAGCAAGUCUCAGAGUUGAUGAAGAUUUGCUCCCGACGCCGGCUGCCAGUGACACCUUACUCCGGUGGCACUUCCAUCGAGGGCCAAUACAUUCCUCAUUUUCAGGGGAUUUGUGUUGACUUUGGUCGAAUGAGUAGCAUUGUGGAGCUCAAUAAAGAUGAUUUGGAUUGUGUUGUGCAGCCAGGUAUUGGCUGGAUGGACUUGAAUGAAGAGCUUGCAACACAUGGCCUCUUCUUCCCACCAGAUCCAGGCCCAGGUGCCAUGAUCGGGGGAAUGGUCGGAACAGGUUGUUCUGGUACUAACGCCGCGGCGUAUGGUACUAUGAAGGACUGGGUCUUAUCGUUAACCGUGGUCCUCGCCGACGGUACGAUCAUCAAAACUCGCCAAAGGGCAAGAAAGUCAAGUGCAGGCUACGAUUUGACAAGGACAUUUAUCGGAAGCGAGGGAACAUUGGGUCUGAUCACUGAGGCGACGCUCAAGCUCGCUGUCAAGCCUCCUUGUGAAGCGGUGGCCGUAUGCACAUUUCCAUCGUUACGCGAUGCCGCGUCUGCAGUGCGAGAUGUGUUAUCUGCAGGUAUUCAUGUCGCUGCUGUUGAGAUCCUGGAUGAUGUUCAGAUGAAAAGCAUCAACGAAUCUGCUUUGACCAGCAUUAAAUGGAAAGAAGAGCCAACUCUGUUCUUCAAGUUUACCGGCAGUGAUGAUUUCAUCGUCCAACAUCUCGCCAAAAAGGUUGGAGUUAUCACAAAAAAGAAUCGCAGCACAGCAUACACCUUCGCGUCAGACGAAACAGAGCGAAACGAGCUGUGGUCGGCGAGGAAGAACGCGCUUUGGAGCAUGCUUGCCAUGAGAAAAUCACCAACAGAUAAGGUCUGGACAACCGACGUGGCAGUACCGAUGAGUAGACUCCCAGACAUCAUCGACUUUGCCAAGGAUGACAUUGAGAAGUCAGGCUUGCUCGGAUCCAUUGUCGGGCAUGUUGGUGAUGGCAACUUCCAUACACUACUAUUAUUUCCUGAAGACAAGCGACAAGUGGCUGAAGACAUCGUUCACCGAAUGGUUGAUAAGGCGAUAGAGAUGAAAGGGACGGCUACGGGUGAGCAUGGCGUCGGGCUUGUUAAGCGAGAUUAUCUGGAAAAGGAACUGGGCAAAGAAACUGUGGAUAUGAUGCGUUCAAUGAAGAAUGCGUUUGACCCAAUGUGCAUAUUAAACUGCGACAAGGUGAUUCGCAUGCAAGCUGCAUCAUGA
Messenger RNA from Fusarium venenatum, 1695 nucleotides. NCBI's taxonomy places the organism in Eukaryota, Fungi, Ascomycota, Sordariomycetes, Hypocreales, Nectriaceae. The record is from RefSeq and is a predicted model, not a curated record.